Asterias rubens (European starfish) is the source of this 1028-nucleotide messenger RNA. RefSeq lists its product as uncharacterized. The annotation marks the transcript as partial. Lineage: Eukaryota; Metazoa; Echinodermata; Asteroidea; Forcipulatida; Asteriidae. The transcript has a single exon. The record is from RefSeq and is a predicted model, not a curated record.
UCAAGGUCACCGUGCUCACCCACUGCCCACAAGGGUUCUUCCAUCUACCACCUCACACCGUCAACCCACGACGUCAUGUCGCCUAAGACGAACCUUCCCGCUCCAUUGGAGGCCAUGAGCAAUGUUCUGAUCCACCGGGAACCUGGGCUCCCAGUCAUCGACGGCUCGCGGGGUAGUGGAGCACUCCGACCGGCCGUAGACCACAGUCAAACAAGGCACGUCACGAUGCCGCCACCACCGGCGAGGAGCAAUUCCAAAAGAAACUACAGUAUUCUCCGGAGCAGUGUAUCUGACAGUUUCCUUCACACGAGGGUUGAGCUGUUAGAAGACGCCCUGAAUACAGGGGCCGAGCCAUUCAGAGGGGUAGUGCCGUCCAGUCGCCAGGAAAGCCGGCGGAGGCCUUCGACUCCGAUCGUCGAGAGCGCAUCGAAGGCCGUGCUCGGGGCAAGAAGGCAAUUGCGAAAGCUGAGCCUAAGCGAGCAAGUACAAACUAGAACAGACUACGAUACGAAAACUAUUAAAGGGUUUUCAGAUGCGAAAAGGAAACAAGCGAAUAGAACGAUACCUCGAAUGGUCCACCCAAAAGGAAACAGAAGCCCCAGAUACGAGGAUGUGAACGAUCUGGUGAAAGAAAUUGAGAACGGAUCAUUUUGUGUCUGGAGAGAGAAAACGCGUAGUCUUCGACGCGCCAGUCAGACGUCCAGUAAGAAUACGGACAGAGAGAACCCAACAAUGACAAGGGAAGACGGUAGGGAAACCAUGGCUUCAAAUAAGCAGCCUGAGCAGAAAACGACUCGAGAGGAGACUGUCAUAAGACAUUUAAACUACUGCAGCUCGAGGAAGACUAAGCAAGUUGUGAACUGGCUCAAAGAGAUUAACAAGCAGGACAGCUUUGAGGUUAUUGAAUGAACCGAGAUCCAUACCAUAUCUACAAAUUUGACGGGAAAAUUAUGUCAGUCUUCACAAGACAUUAUGCAUGGGGCGUAUCAUGACCUAGUGGCUUAAGAUCAGCAUAGUGUGGGUUUGAG